UACACAGGCUAUAUUGAUUUGUCAAAAAGAAGAGUUUCUCCAGAGGAAGCAAUCAAGUGUGAAGAUAAAUUCACCAAGUCCAAAACUGUUUAUAGUAUUCUUCGUCAUGUUGCUGAGGUGUUAGAGUACACCAAGGAUGAGCAGCUGGAAAGCCUGUUCCAGAGGACUGCCUGGGUCUUUGAUGACAAGUACAAAAGACCUGGAUACGGUGCCUAUGAUGCGUUUAAGCAUGCUGUCUCAGAUCCAUCUAUUUUGGAUAGUUUAGAUUUGAAUGAAGAUGAACGGGAAGUACUCAUUAACAAUAUUAAUAGGCGUUUGACCCCACAAGCUGUCAAAAUUCGAGCAGAUAUUGAAGUGGCUUGUUAUGGUUAUGAAGGCAUUGAUGCUGUGAAAGAAGCCCUGAGAGCAGGUUUGAAUUGUUCUACAGAAACUAUGCCCAUCAAAAUUAAUCUAAUAGCUCCUCCUCGGUAUGUGAUGACUACAACAACCCUGGAGAGAACAGAAGGCCUCUCUGUCCUCAAUCAGGCUAUGGCUGUUAUCAAAGAAAAGAUUGAGGAAAAGAGGGGUGUCUUCAAUGUGCAAAUGGAGCCCAAAGUGGUCACAGACACAGAUGAGACUGAACUUGCAAGGCAGCUGGAAAGGCUUGAGAGAGAGAAUGCAGAAGUGGAUGGAGAUGAUGAUGCAGAAGAAAUGGAAGCCAAAGCUGAAGAUUAACUUUGUGGAAAACAAGAGUCCAGUUUAAGGAAUACAAAACAGCCCUUCUUGCUGUAAACCCUAGACUUGAAAGUUUUCCAGUAUUGAAAACUUCAAAGCUGAAUAUUUUUUUAUUUCCAAGUAUUUAAAUGUUCCAACAGACCAAAUGCCCUCCUGAAUGCCAGCUGUUUUCACACAUUAGCUCCAACACAUUGAGCACUUUUUGAGGGAGUGGCUUGAUUUUACUAGAGACAAAUAUUUAAAAGUCAUAAAAUUGGGCUUGUGAUUCCCAUUUCUGAUGUCUCCAGAUUGGCACCCCUUUGUAGUUUAGUGCCUCCAUGAGAUUUCCAGAGGCACCCAAAGCAAAUAGUCUGAACCUUUCUAUAUAAAAUGUAUCAAGCAAACAUUAAAUAAAUUUCUGGGAUAUUUAACUAUAGGCUUCUUCCUUCUUGUCACCAGUUAAAAGCGUUAUGAAUACUAAGACCUCAUUCUCUUAUCUUCAUUUUAGUCUAGAUGUGUGGGCAACUGGCCAAAGGAUUGAUGCAGCAGAUCCUUUCAAAGGGGUUAGAGAAAGUACAGUUAAAGCGGAGUCUUCAGGGGGAAAAAGCCUUAAAAUGCAGUUAAAGACAUAUUGGUUGUGUGCCUUUUACCUAUUUGAGAUUGAUGACAUCUGGUAGGAGGGACAAAUAAUCACACUGUACUGAGCUGCUUGUCUUGAGUUUGUAAUUCAGGCUAGUAAAUUAUGUUUUGGUUUUUGCUGCUUUAAUUUAGUUGUUUUAAGUAUCACCAUCCAACUUUUGAUUUUUUUUCCUUUGGACUAUUCACUAGGUGCCACCUAGAGCUUCAGUUCUCUUUAUAAUAGAAUAAGGAUCUUUUUGAACACAAUUACAAUUUUUCUACAUGUUUUCAUCAUUUUUAUCUUUAGGAGCUAAUAUUUUAAAAGUACACAAAGGUAAAUUCCAUAGAUAACAAACACGUUUUGAAGUCACAGUUAACAGUAGUCAGGGUGUAGAAAGUCGAGUUCCUUUGGUCUGCUUUAAAAUUUAAGCUCUAGGAUAACUGAGGUAUUAAAUAUAUAUUAAUUUUAGUAAUUAUUCAUAGAAGGAUAUCUAACUAUUUAGGAGAUUAAAACUAACUCACCCUAGUCAAUCCAAAGCUAGACUUAACUAUUAAAGGGACUGGAAAAGAGUGUGUUGGCAAGAUAGGUAGUGCCAUUUGUAAAGGUGUAUCUGUUUAAUUUAGUGGCCUCUACUAGCUUUUUAAAUCCAAAAGUCUAACUCCAUAUAGCCAUUUCCACGAGGGAGCUAUAUCUAGGUCCCAUACUGGGAGUUUAGAGGAAAAUCUUGGCUGUACU
Molecule: messenger RNA, 2047 nt
Organism: Talpa occidentalis (Iberian mole)
Lineage: Eukaryota; Metazoa; Chordata; Mammalia; Eulipotyphla; Talpidae
Product: eukaryotic translation initiation factor 2 subunit 1-like
Exons: 6
Cellular component (GO): eukaryotic translation initiation factor 2B complex; eukaryotic 48S preinitiation complex; multi-eIF complex
Molecular function (GO): translation initiation factor activity; RNA binding; ribosome binding
Source: RefSeq, a predicted model, not a curated record